AUGUCUGUACAACCUCAAAUACGGGCGGGGCCUAUUACCGAUGUUACCGCAUCAGCAACCUUUCAAACUCUACGGUUCAUUGGUAAGCGGCAGUUGCUACCGAUCAUGGAGCUGCAGCGCAGUUUGUUACUUAUUGAUGCUGCUGUAUCUCUCUUUAUUGGUUUCCUAUUAUUUUUUACACCUUCUCUCAUCGGUUAUUUUAUUUUUGUACAAGAAACAGAUGGCGUCCAUUGGCAUUUGCUUAGAUGUAUCGGUUGUCAACAUAUUGGUGCUGGUUUUCUAAUAUACAAAUUGAGAAAUUCUUCAGUGGAUGUACUAUCUGCUUGUCAUAUUGUUCGAAUUUUGGAAUUAAUAUCAGUACUUCUAGUCCUGGUACAUUGUUCAGCAGAAACACCAAAUUUAAUUCAUCCUAAUUAUCUGAAAAUCGCCAAAUAUUGGUGCUACUGUUGGUUAGCAAUGAAUUUUUGCCUACAAACAGCUCAUCGAUGGUCACUCGGAGAAACGGUCAUUACGAAUGUUAUGGAAAAUAUUCUUUUCCAGAUGGAUAGUCUUGUAUGUGUAAUUAUUGGUGUUGCAUGGCUUGCAUUUCCGGAAUGGUUAUUACACCGUCAGGUUCGUAUACAUUUGGGUGUAUCACAUGAAUUUUGUGCUAGACUUAUGGGUACUGACUUUUUGACCUCUUCUGUGAUCAGUAGCCAUGCUUUACAUUGGAAAAAGCCGACAGAUCGUUUAAUUGCUAUCGAUUGUCGAUCUUUGAUUUGUACAUUAACUUUGGCUGCACAAGUAUGGUCUCAGUAUGCUUAUUCGGAUCAUUGGAAUGUAAGUCAUUGGGUUGGCAUAUCAUUGAUCUCAUCUUGGACAAUUACUGCCCUGUUAUUAAGAUAUCAUUCAGCAGCGCAAAUAAAACAAACAGAAGAAAAAAUGAAACAGCAUUGA
This is a messenger RNA of Brugia malayi, 936 nucleotides long. RefSeq lists its product as uncharacterized. The transcript has 6 exons. Lineage: Eukaryota; Metazoa; Nematoda; Chromadorea; Rhabditida; Onchocercidae. The record is from RefSeq and is a predicted model, not a curated record. Bases 1 to 936 code for a protein of 311 amino acids.